Messenger RNA from Penicillium cinerascens, 3453 nucleotides. RefSeq lists its product as uncharacterized. Bases 1 to 3453 code for a protein of 1150 amino acids. Gene Ontology annotation, cellular component: cytoplasm. The transcript is spliced from 2 exons. Gene Ontology annotation, biological process: chromatin remodeling. NCBI's taxonomy places the organism in Eukaryota, Fungi, Ascomycota, Eurotiomycetes, Eurotiales, Aspergillaceae. The record is from RefSeq and is a predicted model, not a curated record.
AUGGACAAUCAGCGGCAGGAAUCCUUCAAGCGGCUGCGCACACCAUGUGUGGAGCUUAGCUCGAUAGGUCUACGAUUCCGCGGCAAUCAAGCUUCAUCAGCUGAAGUAAUCCAAGCCCUUGAACCUGUUCACAAUGCCCUGGUGGAUUUGGCGGGGAAAAAGGUCCUCGACGAGAAGCUUGCCGAAUAUGCCUUCUUCCCCCUCUCGCACAUCUUCAACGAGUCACAGAGACUACCAGCACGCUGCCUCGAACUGGCGGUGCACUGCCUACGGAUAUUGGUUGCGGAAGGAUGGCGACAGCGAUUGUCGCCCGCCAUGGGCAAACAGUUGAUCAUCCUGCUGACGCUGAUCGUGGCAGGGUCACCGGGCAAGGCCGAAGAGAAAGACUUGCCUACCCCGAAGGUUUCGGAAGAGCUUGCUAUCGCAGGCUUCGAUUGCCUUCGUACGAUCUUCGACGUGUUAGAGGGCCCGGUAGCGGAGAAGACCAUCUUUCAUGAGAUCGGCACAGCCACUGUUGUCGAUCAGACCGUCUAUAUUUUGCUGGAGGGAAUCGUGGACGAGAGAUCCGAUGAGCUCUGUCUAGCGGCUGCGAAGGCUAUGCAAGCCCUCUAUGUUCGGAUCACCGAUCGUGUCGUCCUAGCAAGCAUCAUGCCUCGGACUGUGUCUGCAUUGACCAAAGUAGUGAGGCCUACAACACAAGCUCGUCGGUCAUACAAGUUAUUGCAGACCUCGUUGCAUAUAUUGACAUAUCUUCUCCGCACCGUCAUAAGUGACCGUGUUGCCACCAACACUGAGAAGCCUGCCUUGGUCGAGUCCAAAAAUGAUACCCUGGCGCUUGAUGCUUCCUGGCUGAAGGCAACGUGCACACAGGUUAAGCUUGCACUGGCAAAUGUCAUUCAGAUUCGGCGCCACCAGCGGAUAGAGGUUCAAUCAGCUCUGCUGGAGCUCUGCGUGAUGGUGGUUGAGGAAUGCCAGACUACCCUCAAUGAUGCUAUCUCUAUGAUGGUGGAAACCAUUGUCGUCCUAGGAGACAAGGAAGAGGAGGCCUCCAAUAUGGCCUACAAUACGGUCCUUCAUCUUGCCACUGCCUAUCCGAUCGUGCUGGAAUCUCUCAAAGAGUCGCUCCAUACGUGGCUUACAUCAUUCCCUCGCAUCAUGCAAAACAACGACGAGACCGCAAAACAGUGGGGGAUCCGUCAAAUUUCAACUGUCUUCCAAGUCCUUUCCCAAGUUCAAUCUCAAUCAGAUCUUCUCACGGGCAGUUUGGCGUCUGGGCUAUGUGAUAGUGUCAGUGCAGUUGUUAAGACUAGCACCAGUGCUCUGCAGCCUCUGGGCUCUACUGGGGCCGGUGAUUUAAGCUGGGAUGUAUUUCGUUCUGCCUCUGACUCGAUGAGCUUUCCACCCGUGUUGCUGGAGCAUCGAAGUCAGCAGCAGACUUUGAAAGACCUGCAGUCUAUGAUUAGAAGGUUGAAUAUGUCCGAAUCAGGCAACGCAAUUACUCGAUUGGUCGUCAACCGUCUCCAUGCCACGUCGGAUGGCUCUGUUGUCGCGCCCUUUUGGUUGGCAUUAUCUUCUCUUCGUGACCAAUCGCAAGUCGGGGCUAGCUUCGACGACUUCAUCGCCGAUGACAUCGUGGAGCAGCCUUUGUCAAGAUCCAAAAGGACUGGCAUGAUCGAAGAAUUGUACUAUGUAUCGUUGACGAUCUUGAACGAUGUUCCCACCGAUGGCUCGGGUGACUGGCGAACGUCAGCACUUGCGCUGGAGGCGGUGGCUCUUCAAGCCCAACAGCUCGGUGAAGCUUUCCGGCCCGAGCUUUUGGAUGCCUUGUACCCGACGCUGCAACUUGUUGCUUCAAAUAAUCCGAGCCUCCAGCGACACGCUAUGACAUGCCUGAACAUCCUUACCUCGGCAUGUAAUUACCCGGAUACAAGUUCCAUGGUCAUCGACAACGUGGACUACCUGGUGAACUCGGUGGCACUCAAGUUGAACACCUUCGAUGUAUCACCAUACCCUCCACAGGUUCUGUUCAUGAUGGUCAAGCUGUGUGGUGCACGGCUAAUUCCGUACCUGGAUGACCUCGUCGACUCUGUCUUUGGUAUUUUGGACUUGUACCACGGCUACCCAAAGCUCGUAGAAAUCAUGUUCAAAACCCUUGCAGCUAUCGUCGAGGAGGGGGCCAAGAAGUCAUCGCUUUUGACGAUCGAUAGUGGUCAAGAAAGCGGCCCGCGCGAGAAUCGCAAAUCUCAAAAUCAACAUCUUUCGAUUGCGAUCAUUGCUGCGGAUAUUGCAAACCGCAAGUCGAAGCGCGACAAAACGGUUGAAGAAGAUGCAGAUAUUGAUGGAAGUGUUUCCCACCCAAAGAAACCUUGGUCUGAGACCUAUCAAAAACCGCCGAAAGAGCCGGAGACUAUCGAAGAGAUGCUGAAUCAAGCUGAAUCCGAUGAGCCACUUCCUCCACCGAAAGAGCCGAACGACAGUGAAAUGCCUCUGAGCAAAACCCAUUCCCUACUGGUACACAUCGUCAAGUCGAUCCCAUCCCACCUCUCCUCACCAUCCCCAUACCUGCGGCGCUCCUUGCUCUCUAUUCUUAUUGAAGUGCUACCAGCACUCUCUCGGAAUGAAAAUAGCUUCCUGCCAUUGAUCAAUGAUCUCUGGUCUCCAGUAGCAUCGAGAAUCAUCUUCCCCUCGUCACUUGGGAACGAACCAUCCUCAUCAAGAUCUCUGAUGACCGGAUCCUCUACUGAGCCCGACAGUGGCCCCAAUCGGUCUGAUACCCACAGUUUCCAAGAAGAAACCUUUGUCAUGAUCACUGCCUGCCAAGCCAUUGAAGCUAUGUGCAAGGGCGCGGGCGACUUCAUGGCAUCGCGCAUCGACGCCGAGUUCCCACGUUGGGAGCGUCUCUACCGCCGUGUAUGGAGUAAGGUGCGACAAGAUGCAGAGGCAGCUAACCAGCGACGCGCUCGGCAGCAUCGACAGGAGGAAGCUUCUUCUGCCCAGAUCACCGACCUUAGCCUGGCACUAUCUUCUUCUCUCACCCUCUCCCCAGCCGCACUUGGUUCCCGGGCAUUUACGCCGCACCAUACUCUAUGGCGUGGUCUCGUCUCCCUCUUUUUGACCGUACUUGCAAAUGUCAGGUUACCCCUGGAGGUGGGCGAUCAGAUUUGUGAGAACCUUGCCUCAUGGAUCGCGCUCUUUGUUGGCCCGGAGUAUUACUUCCGCUAUUCAAGACGCACUACUGAUCCUGUGACACCGGAUGAGGCCCAACAAAGUGUGCUUGAGUCGGCUGAGGAUGCGAUUCGGGCCAUGGAGACAUGGAAUGCGGAUCUUACUUGGUUCUUGUUUGUACGUGAAAGAAUGAAAAUUACAGAUCCGGCCCAAAGACCCAUUUCUGGGCCUUUGACUACGGAAGUCUUUGGAGAGACAAUGCAGUUGGCCCGGGUCGCAUUCGAAUAG